AUAUUCUGUUACUCUUAUGAGGUUAUUUCUGUCCACUGCAGCGAGGGUCAAGUUGACCGUGGUGUCAGAUUGGCCACUAAAACAAAUACGCUACUGCAGCUGUGUAAACAUGGACUUUCGAUGGACACGUAGGCACUUGCUGGUUGCAUAAACAACACAGCUUUAUAUAGUGGGCAUUGGGAGAUGUUUCUUAGAGUGCUUCGCAGAGGGUCUGCUGCAGUCACCCAGCUGACCUUUUUCGACCUCUCAGUUUUUUCUGCAGACAAACCUCCAGGUGAAUUCCGCCACCACCUCUCUCAUGAUUAUUCUGUGAUUGUACUAUUUCAUUAUGUGUAAUAAAUUCAUUUGUUAAUUUGAGCAUAAAAGUUUGAGUCCGUGUGAAAUCUCUGAUAAGGUCGGACCACCAAAAUACACGACAAAAUGGCGUCACGAACACAGGCCUGAGGAGCCAUUUCCAGAACCAACAUUUGUCCGGACUGGCCCGGACGCACGACCGUCGUCAUCAGUGAAGGUAAAUAGCGCUUAAAGCUUUUACGUGACGAUUCUCUGUGUUCGAGACAGUGUGAGCAAAUGUUGGUAAGAUUAGAGAAAUCUGAUCAUUAAAUUCUGAUUUGGCUGCUUUAAGCAAAUUAUCUGUGUGGGAGAGACAAAGAGAGGCGGUGGAGAAUUUACUUGUGCUUACUUAUACUGCUGUAAAUAGCUGCUUUGCAUAACCAACUGCUGUGUGUGUAUGUGCUAUCUUGCGCUUGGGGAAAAAUGACAUGGCCUAUUAGUUACGUAGGUUAACUUGAGGCAGGCGACGUUUGGGAAAUCUAAAGUAUGGGCGUUGUAGUCUGCAUUCGGAUAAAAUAAAUUUAAGGCUGUGUAAGUUCUGUGUCGACACUGGAAAAUUUGGUCCAGGUAUUGAGCGGGGUCACUGAACCAUACCUCAUUGAGCGGCUGUUAAAUUAAAGGGAAAGACGUAAGGUACCGGCGUCGGUAGACAGUGCGGCCUCGGUGCAACGGGUUGUGAAAUUCGGUAAAUUUGACCUGCUCGAUAGAAUCGAAAUUUAUUAGGCACUGUAGGCUUGUGUAAUGUAUUGGGAAUCUACAUUAGGCUUGGAACGGAUCAAUCCAAGUGUAGAGCUUCCCAAGGUUUGUGAGGCCUGGUAACAUAGGGAUAACCGGUAAAAGCGCUUUGAGUUGAUUGCGUAUUGAACUGCAGUGUGUCGACGUGUUAGUAUUGCGCAAGUAUAGUUAAGUUGGGGUGAGUGUAUGUUUUAGUAUAUGUUAAUGCAUUUAAGGAUAGUGUGAUAAGUGUUAAGUUGUUGUGGGGUUAAUAAUUAAUAGGUGUCGUGGUGAUAACAUUUUUUUGGAGUUUGUGUCUGUGAAGUUAAAAAACCUUGAGUGUGUGUUAAUAAUUGACAGUGUGCGUUCCCUUUCCGUCCUUUGAAGCAGAGAGAGAGUGUGUGACGGGGAGAUAAAGCCUCGCUGUUCAGUGUCUGUGUGUGUUUGUUUGUUUUUGAACAGUCUGGGGAGAGCUGUUGGGUGAGUGCUGUCUAGAUUAAACAUUUUUUGCAACAUUUUAACAUUUCAUUUUAACUAUCAUUCUAUCAUUUUUGGUAAUUUUAAUAUUUUUUGUGUGUCCAAUGUGGACAUUGCGGUAAUUUUUGUUGAUGUAAUUUGUGAAGGUUAGAAUAACGUUCCGCACUGUGGUUGGGACUGGUGGAGCAGAUCACAGAGAGUGUGCAGAUCGUGGCCGUUCUUCGAUUAAAAAGAAAAAGGGGGAAGCAGUGCUAACUGCUAAAUUGGUUGGGACUCCAAAUUGGGCCCGGAGACUAGCUUUGUUCCUCUUCGAGUGUUCACUUCUCCUAUCUGUGUGUAUGUGUCACAGCUGUUAAGAGCAUUAGGCUCGAGAGUGUGUGUGUUUCAGUAUACAGGGCUAUAGGCUCUGGGUGGGUGUGUGUGUGUGUGAAAGUGUGUGCAAGUGAGAGAAAAAGGUGACGUAUCACAUUAAUCAUUUUUGAGUUAUAGAGGGGUGUAGAGAUAAAGUUGCUGGAGAAUAAGGUAAAUGAAAAAUUAAGUAAAUAAAGAAUUAAUAGAAUAAAAUAAAGUAAAAAAAAAAAAUCACUUUCAUUCUCAUUUUCAUUCUCAUUAAAAUUCAUUUCUGGUUGUUUGCACAAUUUAUAGCAUACAUUUCACCAGUGCUUUUUCUCCAGAUAUAGGAAUAAUGGCCGCACUCAAAGACAUGUCUCCAGUUGCGAUCUUGGGGAGGAAACAUCCUCUCCUUUCUCAGGAGAUUGAGAAGUAUUCCAAGAAAUGGAAUAAGCGGACGGGUAAAGCUCAGUCACCCUGGCCAUCCGAUGGAACAUUCGAUCAUGAGCAAUGUGUGGAGAUGGAAGUGUUAAUAAAAAAUUACAAAAUAAAAGAUAAAUCUGCCAAGCGACUGUGUAAACGUGAGCGUGAGGUUGCAAUGCUAAAGUUAUUCACAGAUCAAGCCCAACUCCUGAGGGAGAAAACAGCUGAAUAUGUAAAAAAACAGAUUGAGCGGAGAAAAGAGGAGAGAAAAAAGGGAGAAUCCUUAAAAGCAGAGCCCCCAUCUUAUGCUGCACAGAUGCCGGUGCGGGAGAUCAGACUAUUAGGAGACUAUUCACUUAGGUCCGGUAAAUCAGGUAAAAGCAUCUAUCCCAUUGAGGAGUUAAAGAAGGUCAGGGAAAGAGAGAGAGAGCUAGAUGACAUAGAAGACUUACCUGCCACGUAUGCUAAAGCAGUUCAGCUUGCAGGGAAAGACACUCGUCGUAUUAGUGGCUUACAUGAUAAAGUAAUGCAUGACAUAAAACAAUCUGAGUGUGCAGAGGACGACAGCGAGGGCGAGGAGCAAGGCGAAGAAGAAGGAGCAACUGGGGAGAGUGAAAGAGUCCGAAGAUCCCUGGCAGAGGUACAGUACUCUAAAUUGCCAGAUCCAAGUAUGGUCUCUACCCCUCGCUAUCUGCAGGCUGGAGCUAAGCCCAAGCAGGCCAGGAUAAAGGAAAAGAUGCCCCGUCCUGAGGCCUUUGCCCCUGGCAGUGAAGUAGUAGAGGAGCAUGGACAGAUGGAAGGCGUCAUCACGCUCAGCUCCAAGGGACAUCCAGUGUCAGCAGAGGUAGUAGAGGAGGCGUCCGAAUACCCCCUGCUGGCAAAUCUGCAAUAUGUGCCCUGGCCAACCAUGGAUCUGGAAGGGCUGGUGCAGAGACUGCCAUGUCUGCUUGAUUGCGCCGGGAAAUGGGUAGCAGCCUUCGAAGAAGAAACCAUAGCCACCAUCCUGGCAGUGGGUGACCUCAAGGCCCUCCUUGGGAAGGUGCUGGGGAAGCAAGAGAUGGAGGAGACGCUGAGAUCGGCGCAGAUGAAUGCAUAUGCAGAAGCAGCAGGAUGAAGAGACGGUGAGAAAACUGACCCAGCAGCAGCUAACUGAAGGGAGGAAAAAGAUCCAAGCAGUGGUUCAGCCUGUGACUGCAGCUGGACAUGCACCUCCCCCCACCAUCACAGCUCCACCUGCUGUCCAGCCACAAGUUAUCUACGUCCAGUCAGGAGGCUGGAGAGGCGGCCCACCAAGGAUGAGAGGGGGAGCCGCGGUUGGGAGAGCACGGGUGAUGUGGGGUAAUCAAGAAAGUGAGGUAAGGUGCUUCCGCUGUGGCAGAGUUGGACACAUGAGACGUCAGUGUUACGGGUCGGUGCGCCAGAUCCCACAAGGAGCCCCACGGCAGAUGGGACCCACCAGUCCAUGGCAGGGUCCUCCUGCUGGAUACUAGGGGUGCCCUGAGAAUCAGGGGAAUCCGGGAGGGGAGUGUCAGUUGCCAUUAAAAUCUGUCUCGAGCCCUGAUGAAGAGCCUCUGGUGCCGGUUAAUGUAGCCGGUAAACCUAUGAACAUGAUGGCUGACUCCGGAGCUGCUUAUACGUGUGUAAGCAACGCUGAUGCUGACCACCUCCCAAGAUCUGGACAAUAUGUGCGGAUCGUUGGAUUCUCAGGGACAAAGCAGCUGAUUCCCCGAUCUGACCCGAUUCCUUUGCAGUUCCGAGGAAAAACAGUGGAACUGCCUGUAUUAAUUUCAGAUCAAACACCUGUGAACUUACUUGGACGAGACGCUUUAUGUAAACUAGGCUGUGCCAUUUUGUGUACACCAGAUGGAGUGAUUGUCGACACAGCACAGUGUCAAAUGACUGUGAAAAAAGACGAAGAAAUGGUGUACUGGCUUGGAGACAUCGAUGAGACAUUCAUGGACGCAGCUGAAAAAUGGAUGGACUUUAUUAAAGCUAACAUGCCAGAAGCGUCCCGCCCUGCGUGUCCUCCUCAUUGCACACUUCAGUAUUUUAAAACAGAAUCUGAGGCCCAACCAGCUGAGUGGAUAGAACAACAGCCAAAGAAAAUCCCCAUCCAGUCUGCUUCUAUUGUCCUGGGAAGACAGGGAGCAGCUAUGACGGUAGAAAAAGGCAAGUAUUUAGACCAGGAAUUCAAAUUAACAAACAAACAAACAAUCAAUCACAACCAAAAGGUAACGCUUACCUUGUACCGGCCGUACCAUGUCUACAAAAUCUAGGGUGAGAUGUUAAAAAGGGCCAUCAGGAAUUGGCAGGUGUCCCGCUGGGGGUACCAUACCCCGCGUGAUGUUACAUUUAAGACACGUUUCACACCGACUUAUGGUCUCAUCAACAUACUGAUAAAGCUUGGGAGCCCAAAAGUUCCACUUCUUGAUUCGUCUCACAACCUCACCUCUGGACUCAUGGCUCAAACCGUGUGCUUCAUUUAUCAGCAAUGACAACAGUCCACUCGGGGCUAUUAACAGUCCCUCGUGGUUCCUCCAUAAGCCGUCAUCACCUUGAACGGCUCCUCUCUCGACCCAGAGCUGCCUCUCAGCCUCUGGUACCUCUUUCUGCAACAAAGACAAAUCUUUGGAGGUUAUUUGAUCUUCAUCAUAUGCAGCAUGAACUGCUAAAAUAGCCGUAGCUUCAGCAUUCGCUGCAGGCUAUGCGCUCAUACUUGUCGUGUAUUUUGGUGGUCCGACCUUAUCAGAGAUUUCACACGGACUCAAACUUUUAUGCUCAAAUUAACAAAUGAAUUUAUUACACAUAAUGAAAUAGUACAAUCACAGAAUAAUCAUGAGAGAGGUGGUGGCCGAAUUCACCUGGAGGUUCGUCUGCAGAACAAACUGAGAGGUCGAAAAAGGUCAGCUGGGUGACUGCAGCAGACCCUCUGCGAAGCACUCUAAGAAACAUCUCCCCAUGCCCAC
Molecule: messenger RNA, 5243 nt
Organism: Betta splendens (Siamese fighting fish)
Lineage: Eukaryota; Metazoa; Chordata; Actinopteri; Anabantiformes; Osphronemidae
Exons: 2
Coding region: 2210-3391 (393 amino acids)
Source: RefSeq, a predicted model, not a curated record